Molecule: messenger RNA, 1914 nt
Organism: Volvox carteri f. nagariensis
Lineage: Eukaryota; Viridiplantae; Chlorophyta; Chlorophyceae; Chlamydomonadales; Volvocaceae
Exons: 3
Coding region: 1-1914 (637 amino acids)
Molecular function (GO): transaminase activity; pyridoxal phosphate binding
Source: RefSeq, a predicted model, not a curated record
AUGGCUCCUGAUGCGAUUUAUGCCCUUUCAGCCUCCCAGGCAUGUCCCCACAACUGCCUCACAGCCACCGACACAUCUCACGGCGGGGGUUUAAUUGUGUGCAAGCUGUGUCAGGCCUUGACUUGCAAUGAUUGUGAGUCAGGGCACCUGCACUUUUGCAGCUUUAAACUCGAGUGUGAGUUGUUUGAUGGUUCAUCAGAGUAUGGGCUCUGUGUACUGUCAGAUGGCUCAGAGCUGCGCUCAGCAGACUACCACAACCUCAUCAAGACCUUGGCCCUGGAUCCAUCCCCUCCUUGCCACACGGUCGAAUCGGCUGCCAAGGGGCACAUCCAUGUUGCUGUCCCUCAGCUUGAAGUGGCCAUGCAAAACAUCACCGGCCAUCCCAUUAAGAUCCUCGCUCUGGCAAGUACCGGCACCGAUGCGAACAACCUGCUAUGGGAUGUUGCCAACUUGCAAGCAAGUCACCUGUCUGGUGCCCAUCAGAAGGGGUACAUGAUGCUCCAGGAUGGGGGAUAUGGUGAAGCUCGUGGGCCAAUCGCAGCCUUGUCAUCAAGGCUCUUUGUCCAUGAUGGGCGUGCAAAUGCUCAGGACCCAGACAUCCUGGCACUCCGUCCCUUGCUGGUGUGCCCGCUCCCCCUGGGCUGGAGCUACAUGUCCGAGGUUGGAGAGCUCUCCAGGCGCAAGAUAGAGGGCAUUCACCUCUUCUCCAGCUCUUGUGAAGCCAUGGUGAGCACCCGGUCUAAGGCUAUUAUUGCUGAAGCGAAGAGUGCACCUCCCGCCGCCAAAAGGGAUGCUAAGGCAGCGGCUACCUAUGUCAGGCAGGUGGCCACGGCCCUUCACCAACAGUCGGACUCGAGCACCCUCAUUCCUGCUCCACUCACAGAGACCGAGGAGGCUGCAAUCACUGUCGUCAGCUCGAGGAUGCACCAGGUCCAUGUGGGUGUAAUCUUGAUUGAGACCUUCACAUCCAAUGACCUAAUGGGAUAUACCUAUGGCUUUUUGCUGGCGCUCAGGCAUCUCACAGCAGCUAAGGGUGUCAUCCUCGCGAUUGACGACAUCAUGAUGGCACUUCACACUGGGCACAUAUUUUCGUACCUUCACUAUCCAGCUUUCUUCCCCGACCUCAUCACAUUUGGGAAGGGGCUGCAGGCAUGUGGGGUGGCCCAGGUUUUUCCCCCGCCGGACGCGCCAGCAUACAUCCAGCACAGUAGCAGGUCGACGGCACUGAUGGGUCUGGAUCUUAGCAGGUUGGGAGGGCGCGUCACCAAUGGAGGUGUUGACAGGAUCACCCUGGAGCGGGCUAUUGCCAUCUUGGAGGAGUUCAUGGCUCGGGACCUCAAGGGCAACAGUAUCAGUCUUGGCAGCACUUUCAUUGAUGAAGCAUGUUCAUUGUUUGCACGCAAGGGUGUCCAGCGGUACCUGCGCAGCAUGGCCGGGAUUUGGGCCUCAGAUGCAGCAUUUGGGGGGGUCUUACGGCAGAACCUACUUCACGUGCGGGUGAUCAUGAGACUGGACAUGCACACCGACCUCUUGAAGGAGGUCUUCACUGCAGUCGGAAAGCAUACAAAUCCAGAGGCCCAGGAGGGGAGGGGUGCACACUGCCAGCUGUCGACUGCCGUCACUCCUCCCCUAGACAACAGGUCCCCUUUUGUGGCAAGUGCACAGCAGCUGGACAGUGAGCUCGCCAUGCAGGAGCAGGCGGUGGCAUGUGAGAUCGACCGGCUGCAGAAAUUGUUGGAUGAUUUGAGGCUCAGGCGUCAGCAAGUGCAGCAGGUUGUUUGUAUGCCAGUUGAAAGCAGGGGUGACAGCCUUGUGCAGGGUGACAGUCUUGUGCAGGCACAUUUGGAGACUAGUUUACAGGUGAACAAAACUGGAUUUCCACCGCCCCACCACUUCAAGAUCUCCACCAUGUAA